AUGCAAGCACCACCCCGUGCACCAGCUCCGCAAUGGUCCACGCCGCCUCCCGUCAUCGUCUUCCUACGCAAUGUUCACCUCCUGCAACUUGACCAACAGCCAGACUGGCCAGGCUUGUCUAGCUCGCUAUUUUCCGGGGGACAGAAAGCUCAAUUGCAGCGGGUCAAAGGCGUAGAGUGGGCCUUGUAUCACCUCUUCUUAUUAUGGGAUCCGGCCGAAACGAAGAAUAAACUGCGUCCCUUUUUCCCUCCAUUGGAACCCUUGCAAUCGGUCAAUUUACGCGCAGCUUUGUUUCGAGCUCUAUCCGACCUGAAGAAGAAUGGAGACCUGGGGAGAGAGGCAAUUGUGCGGAAGACCAUGCUGGAUGACUGCAGAGGAGCCAAAUUCGAGGAAGUUUUGGCGGUCUUUUCAACCGCGGUGCUGCGGAAACUUGUGUCUCAAGAUUCGGUAGAACCUGGUUUGAAACUAGCCUUUGCCAAAGGGAUAUCUCAACGUGAACUUGAUCGGCUCGUUCCGUUGGCGUUGGCGCACCAUUCAACCCUACAAAGCACGAAGCGAAAUAGAUCCGGGAUUCGAGAGAACCAUGGCCUGUUUUCGAAGCUACUUGAUGCAAAGUCGGACAAGCUCGCGAGUCGUUCAAAGAAGAAACUGCAACUGCCGGAUGAAGUACCCCAUGCGGAGCAAUUGGAGCAAGAAGUCAAAGCCAAUUGGUUUGGCAGCCAGGGCUGGGCGGAUACGUUGUUGAAUGGGGGGUCCACUAUUGAGACGGACGCUUUCUUGGAAUUGCCAUUUGAGAAAGCAUGGUCACGAGCCAAAAGGGGCAACAUCAAUGACUUGGCCAAGCCAUCGCACCCCGAUUUGUUGCAAGAUUUGGAUGCUCGUCUCGCCAAUGCGCGACACCGCCUGCAACUUAUGAAGGAAUUCAAAACAACGAUGCGCAGAAUUGAGACGGAGAGCGGGAUGCGAGAGUCAACGCAAGCUCAUAAGCAAGACCAAGGAAUUGUUUUCAAAGAACAUCUGACCAUAACCGUGGCGAACAUGUCAAAAGUUGCUCAGGAACCAAUCGAUACGCCAUUCUUCGUGGAUGAACACCAAGCCAUUAUAUCUUCGAUGCAAGAAGGUCUAGCAAAAAUAAAUGGCGGCAGGGCAAAGAAAACCAAGCGGAACACUCGUCCUCGCUCGCCGGAGAGACCACUUGGGAAAAAGUCUUUUGGUAAUUUCCAGACGCUGUCACCUAUUCCAGAUAGCGAGAGAUAUAGCCGGUCCCCGUCUCCCAGCAUUCAAGUGACGGCUCCAGGAAAUGUGCCGCGUCCAGUUACUCCUGAUGCUUAUGAACACGAAGAAGACAAGCUCGCACGGCCAUCACCUGAUUCCGAUGAUAUUCCUGCAGAGAAUUCUUUCGAAAAUGCAGCUACCGCGGCCGAAAGCCCAAACUCGGAGGUGGAACCGGAUCUACCAGCCCUUCCAAGUGACAAAUUUGACCAUCGACAGUCUUCACUUCUCGAGAGAACAAGACAAUCCAUGUCCCUACUACCUCCGCAAACCACAACUCGAUCACGGCAAUCUCUAUCUUCACGGCGGCAGACACGCCAGUCACAGGUUUUCCCUAUCAACCAAUUCGAGACACCGCCAAAGGAACAACGAUACACCCCGUCGCAGUCCGGCGCAUCUACACCGCGAGACGAAAUUUUCCCAGACGAGGCGGACUAUGCAAGCGUUUUCAAAAGCCGGCCUCGUGUUGUGCAGAGUCCGUUAAUGUCUCCUGCUGUUCAUGUUGGCUUGGAUGGUAGGCAAGGGGUGUAUGAUGAGGACGAGGGAAGCGCCUUAGAUCUAGUAGGCGACGGUUCGCCGUUGGCGAUGAGGAUGAGAUGA
Messenger RNA from Talaromyces rugulosus, 1872 nucleotides. RefSeq lists its product as uncharacterized. The coding region runs from base 1 to 1872 and encodes 623 amino acids. NCBI's taxonomy places the organism in Eukaryota, Fungi, Ascomycota, Eurotiomycetes, Eurotiales, Trichocomaceae. The record is from RefSeq and is a predicted model, not a curated record. The transcript is spliced from 2 exons.